Messenger RNA from Arctia plantaginis, 432 nucleotides. The record is from the annotation of a GenBank genome assembly. Lineage: Eukaryota; Metazoa; Arthropoda; Insecta; Lepidoptera; Erebidae.
AUGAAGCUUAUUACAGUGUUUGUUGUGAGUAGUUUGUUGGGCGUGAUGGGCCGGCGAGCGACUAUGAUCAAGCCGCAUCGGGACGUUUCUACCACGCAAGGGACGGUCAGAGGGUACCUCACUCCAACUCAUGCCGCCUACUUCGGUAUACCGUACGCUCGCUCACCCACACGGAGGGACCGCUACAAGGCGCCAGAACCACCGCCCACAUGGGACGGGAUCUUCGAAGCGAGCCACAAGAUCAAGUGUCCCCAACCAGGCGAGGAUGGCGACGAGAACUGUCUGGUCAUCAAUAUUUUCGCACCAAGACAUGCUGAUCCACUGCCUGUCUAUGUGCUGGUACAUGAUGGAGGUUUCCAGACCGGGUCACCUAAGAAUUGGUUUAGAAUUUCUGAUGCUUGGCUGACGACUCGCAGUCCGCCAAUUAAAUAG